AUGAGUGUGAAAGUAUUAGAACCACAUCAAUUGACUAUGACCUUAAACGCUGAACCUAUUGAUGGUCAACAUAAAUUAAAUACUUCUUGGACGUUAUGGUAUGACCAACCUUCAAAUGAAAGUAUUCCCUAUGGGUCAAACACAAAAGAGGUUUAUUGUUUUGGUACUGUUGAAAAUUUUUGGAGAAUGUACAACAAUAUCAUCAAAGCCUCUGAUUUAGUUUGUAUGAGUAGUUAUUAUCUAUUUAGAAAAGGUAUUGAACCAAAAUGGGAAGAUGCACAAAAUAAAAAUGGAGGUAGAUGGAUUCAUUAUUGUAGUAAAACUAUGAAGAAUGAAGGAAUUGAGGAAAAGUGGUUAAACACUAUUUUAGCGUGCAUUGGAGAAGAUUUUCCUUCAAGUGAGUUAGUCAAAGGGUGUGUUUUUAAUUGUAAAAAAAAUCAAAUAAGAAUUUCUUUAUGGUUAGGGGAGCAUGAUGAUUCUAAAGCUGUGAAAUUGAUUGGAAGUAAGUUUAAAUCAAUUCUUGAUCUUGAUCAGGAAAAAAUAGUCUUCCAUAUUCACCAAGAUUCUGUUGAUGGACGUUUCUUUAAUGUUAUCAGUUUAUAA
This is a messenger RNA of Entamoeba nuttalli P19, 603 nucleotides long. RefSeq names its product eukaryotic translation initiation factor 4E, putative. The transcript has a single exon. Bases 1 to 603 code for a protein of 200 amino acids. Gene Ontology annotation, molecular function: translation initiation factor activity; RNA 7-methylguanosine cap binding. Gene Ontology annotation, cellular component: eukaryotic translation initiation factor 4F complex. Gene Ontology annotation, biological process: translational initiation. The record is from RefSeq and is a predicted model, not a curated record. Lineage: Eukaryota; Evosea; Mastigamoebida; Endamoebidae.